AUGGCAUGUAGACAAAAGUCCAACUGGUCCGCAGAUCCAGUACCAAUUAAACGUCAAAGUUAUUCUUUGAUUAAACGCAAUGCUUGGGCAGAUGAUGAUGAUAAUGAUCGAAUUCUUCAGAAUAAGAGAAACCCUACCUGGCAUUGGUGUUUUAGAUGGUGUAUUGUUGGAUCAUUACUCGUUGGAAUAGGUUUAGCAAUUGUACUUACAUUCUGGUUGACCUCAAAAACAACAGCAACAGAGACAUUAACCUCGACAGAAAGGCACACAACAACAACCACUAUAACGACAACAACAACCACUAUAACGACGACAACAACAACAACAACAACAACAACAACAACAACGACAACAACAACAACGACAACAACAACAACGACAACGACAACGACAACGACAACAACGACAGUGGUGACAACAACACCAACAUGCGGCACUUUUCCUACCAAUCCACCAGGCCAGGUUUUGCAUUAUUUCCCUAAAAGUGGUUCAAAUUUCCCGCUCAUGACAUAUACAAAAUACACUUCUACUUUCACGGCAAAUAGUACCUUAGCAACUCUAUCAUUUAUUAUAAUGGGUGAGGGUGGAGGAGGUGCCGAUCACUACUGGCUAUUAGACGAAGUAUCUGUGAAUCAUACAAAUGCAAACGCAGAUGUUCUAAUUAAUGGUGGAUUUGAAACAGGAAAUUUAAAUGGCUGGACACAGUUUUGUAACACGACUGUCAAUUGUGUUGCUGGUUAUUAUACGCAUACGGUAACAAAUUCAUGUUAUACAGGAACAUACUGCGUUUACGAUUCAUGUAAAAAUACUGAUUAUCUAGAACAAUCGUUUUCUACUGUAGUAGGAGAUUACUAUAUAAUAUCAUAUUAUCUGAGAAACGGUAAUAAUGACGCAGGACCUAUAGCAAUGUAUGUCACAUUAACUUAA
Molecule: messenger RNA, 927 nt
Organism: Adineta steineri
Lineage: Eukaryota; Metazoa; Rotifera; Eurotatoria; Adinetida; Adinetidae
Source: the annotation of a GenBank genome assembly